AUGUCCUAUGACCGCUAUGUGGCCAUCUGUAAGCCCCUUCAUUACACGACCAUUAUGAACAACAGGGUCUGUACCAUCCUGGUCCUGUGCUGCUGGAUCUCUGGGUUAAUGAUCAUCAUCACGCCACUUGGCAUGGGCCUCCAGCUGGAAUUCUGUGACUCCAGUACCGUUGAUCAUUUUGGCUGUGAUGCAUCUCCCCUUUUAAGAUAAUGCUCAGAUACGUGGUUCAUAAAACAGACUGUUAUUAUUUGUGCAGUGUUAACAUUCUUUAUCACACUAAGAGGUGUGAUUCUUUCAUACCUACAUAGCAGGACAAUUCUAAGAUUCCCCUCCACUCAGGAAAGAAAGAAAGCUUAUUCCACUUGUUCUUCUCAUAUGAUUGUUGUUUCCAUCACUUACGGUGACUGUAUUUUCAUCUAUAUUAAACCUUCAGCCAAAGAAGAGGUGGACAUCAAUAAAGGGGUAUCUUUGCUCAAUACAUCUGUUGCCCCUUUACUGAACCCCUUCAUUUAUACCUUGAGGAACAAGCAAGUGAAACAAGCUUUCAAUGACAUAAUCAAAAAGAUUUCAUUUCUUGUCUGCACUAAGCUUGCAGUAUAUUUGAUUAAUCACUGA
This is a messenger RNA of Rhinolophus ferrumequinum (greater horseshoe bat), 615 nucleotides long. RefSeq names its product olfactory receptor 6C2-like. NCBI's taxonomy places the organism in Eukaryota, Metazoa, Chordata, Mammalia, Chiroptera, Rhinolophidae. Gene Ontology annotation, biological process: G protein-coupled receptor signaling pathway. Gene Ontology annotation, molecular function: olfactory receptor activity. Gene Ontology annotation, cellular component: membrane. The record is from RefSeq and is a predicted model, not a curated record.